UCACUUUCUCUCUCUCACGUUUUCUAUUCUCUCUUUCUCUCCUUCUCACUUCACUUUCACCAAAGAAAAAGCUAAAAGCUUCAUUCAAGAGAAAAUGGAUCAACCUCAAACAAGAACAACAAUGAAACAAGUUCCUCAAACAAGAUCAAAGGUAACAACUUCAUCAAAGAAUCAACUUGCUCAACAAAGCUCUAACGAAAAUGGACCAGCUUCAAACAAGACAGAAAUCUCUCAAACAAGCUCAAUGGAACAAGUAACAACUGCAACAAAGAAUCAACUUUCUGAAACAAGCUCCAAGGACACAGGAGCAAAUUCAACAAUGACAGGAAUUUCAACAAUGGAGAGACAACCAAGUCUGCUUAAAGACAUUCACAAUGGCAAAGAACUUUGGAAGAUUGCGGUUAAGGUCAAGGACAAAUGGAAUAUUGCCAGCAGGGAUGGGAAACAAAGCUUUGAAAUCGUGGUGGUUGACUGCAAGGGGGAUGCUAUUGUAGUCAUUGUUCCACAUGAACUAAAUGCGACAUUAGAUCCAACAAUCGUUGAGAAAAACAGUUACACCUUCCAGAAUUUUCAAGUUCUAAAAAAUGAUGACCAAUUUAAGCUAACAGAUCACAAAUUCAAAUUGAGGUUGACUGGAGGGACUAGAGUUUCUGAUGUUAAUCGACAUGACAUUCCGUAUCCAAUGCCUAAGUUCAAAGACUUUGUUGAGAUUGCAGCGGGAAAAUGGCGUGAAGAUCUACUUUAUGAUAUUAUUGGAGUUGUAGAUGAUAUUGGAUAUACACAGGCAAUUCAAGGUACUAGGAAAGUUCAAGCCAAUUUCCGUCUCAAAGACCUUAGUGACAAUAAGAUACAAUGCACCCUAUGGGAACAUUAUGCCAUGAAAUUCAUCACUUACACUAGAGAAAACACUGAUGUCGGUCCAACUAUAGUUUGUAUGAAAUAUGCAAAGAUCAAGCCAAAAGGCAAUUUCCCAUUGUCUGUUUCAAACACUUGGAAUUCUACAAAGCUUUUCAUCAAUGAGAAAAUUCCAGAAAUUUUGGAGUUCAAGACAAGAUUAUCUGAAGCUAUUUCAAAUGGAACCAUUGCUGACAUUGUUGAUACACCUUCUCAACUCAUGAGCCAAUCAUCUGGAGGGUCGAUGUAUACUCCUGAACAGAAAUUAUGUCACAACGCUGAAAUCAUGUCACUACCACAAAUGAUGUCUCUUUCUAGGGAUACAAACUGUGUUACUGUUGUCAACACUGUUCGAGUGAGGACUAAUAAUAAGGGAUGGUAUUAUCAAGCUUGCUAUAAAUGUCCCAAAACUGCAAGCGGUGAUUAA
This is a messenger RNA of Trifolium pratense (red clover), 1321 nucleotides long. RefSeq lists its product as uncharacterized. Lineage: Eukaryota; Viridiplantae; Streptophyta; Magnoliopsida; Fabales; Fabaceae. Bases 95 to 1321 code for a protein of 408 amino acids. The record is from RefSeq and is a predicted model, not a curated record. The transcript is spliced from 11 exons.